Molecule: messenger RNA, 315 nt
Organism: Racocetra persica
Lineage: Eukaryota; Fungi; Glomeromycota; Glomeromycetes; Diversisporales; Gigasporaceae
Source: the annotation of a GenBank genome assembly
AAUGAAAUCGACCAAGACCAAUUGGAAAAUGAGGUGGAGGAUGAAAUAGAAGAAGAAUUUGAGGAAGAAAACGAAAAUGAAAUGUUAGAUAAAUUAGGAAAGGAAAGAGAAAGGGAGGCCGAAGUCGAGCAAGAGGACGAAGAGGAAAAAGAACACGAAGAAGAGCAAGAGCAAGAAGAGGAGAAGGAAAAAGAGGACGAGAAAGAAACAGAAACCGAAAAAGAGAAAGAAAAGGAGCAAGAGAGUGAAAAAGAGGAGGAAGAAGAAACCGAAGAUGAAGAAGAGGGGGAAGGCGAGGAAGAGGAGGAGAUUUAA